AUGAUGAGGCCAUCAUUUCGACGCUUACUGCUGGGCUUGAGUCUUAUUGACAUCCUACUUGUAGCAUCGAUUCCAUACAUCGCUGGGUCUUCCGAGGAUGUUGGUGACACAGCGGAUUUGCCACCAAAGGAUGUUUCUUCGGUGGAUGAUGAUACCUCCUCUUUGCCAUUUGUCUUGGUGACAGGUGGAAAUGGAUUGGUGGCAUCGAAUCUCAUUAUGGAACUCUUGCAACGAGGCUAUCAUGUCCGAGCCACGGUGAGAAAUCCAUCCAAGGUGUCCCACCUACGAACUUUGCGCAACUCCGAAACCAAACUGGAAAUUGCCGCCUUGGAUUUGAAGGAGAAGGAUGUGCAAGUGUACAGAGCCCUGCUGAAGGAUGGCAUUGAUUGGAUCUUUCAUGUGGCGGCACCCUUUGUCGAUGAUUUGCCACAAUCUGACGAGACUAUGGAAAUGGCGGUCCAGUCCAUGACAUUGUUGCUGCAAGCAGCAGCCCAAGAAUCAAGUGUCUCGCAAGUGGUCUACACGGGAUCCGAUAGCGCCGUGGUCUAUGGUUAUGCUGACAAUCCCAUCAAGGCAGAUCCCAACUAUAUCUUUACUGAAGAUGACUGGACCAAUGUCACGUGCACCAAGGGUAUGACCGACUAUGCCAAGAUGAAAACACUUACAGAACUGGCGGCCUGGGAAUUUGUUGAGAAACAUGCUCCCAACUUUAGGUUUUCCAGUCUGUUACCCAGUUACAUCUUGGGGCCGUUGGUGUCGGAUACUGUGACCAGUUCCAAGAGGAUUGUUUAUGAAAUCAUGGCAGGAAAAUAUCCAGGUGUCAUUGAUCUCUACAUUCCCAUGGUCGAUAUCAGGGAUGUUGUUGAGGCUCAUUUUCGAGCUGCCAUGCAAAGCAAAGAACCAGCGGGUAGCAGAUGGGCCAACCAGAGGAGGCGGUUCCUAUUGACACGAAAGAAGGGGAAGGAUGUCUUUUUUCCCGAAGUUGCUGGCAUUCUCAAGGAUCAUUUUGGUCCAAUGGGAUAUUCCAUUUCUACCUGGCCCAUUCCAAAUUGGUUAUUAUGGAUUGUCUCCUUGUUUGAUAGUGAACUGGCAACAAUGUCACAAAUGCUGGGUGUGGGAGAAAACUACGACAACACCAAAUCCAUUGAGGUCCUAGGAUUGACUUAUCACACCAAUGCCACUGAAAUAAUUCUGGAGACAGCACAUGCAAUGAUUCAACAGGGACUGAUACCUAAAAAGAAGGGAUAUCAGGCUCGGGGCAUUUCUGGAAGUGAUGAGCUGUAG
Molecule: messenger RNA, 1284 nt
Organism: Seminavis robusta
Lineage: Eukaryota; Bacillariophyta; Bacillariophyceae; Naviculales; Naviculaceae
Source: the annotation of a GenBank genome assembly